CAACAUGCCCCGGUCUGGUAUCCUCGGUGGCCAUCGACCUCGAUCCAUGAACCAUCCAUGAACAGAUCGCAAAUGUGCGCUGUAUCGACAUCUGGACGUCGCCCCCUUCACCGCAGUUCCUCGGAAUCCUAUUGACGACGCCUCUUCCUUUGUCCUCCACGUCAGCCGGAGCACUUCUAUCGCUAUCUGUAGCACAUUGUACGCACCCACACGGAACCGAUUCCAAGGAUCCAUUGAUCACAUUACCGACCCCGCUAUAUACACCCUGGCCUUCGAUGCGGUGAAUCCGAUUCUGCGCUGCUGCCGGCGACAACAAGCACCGAAAGCGCUCACUCCAAUCCUCCACGAUGUCGACCUCGAGGGUGGCCUCCGGCGCCCACAUGACGACCACGACCCUACGGGUAGAAGGCAUGACAUGCGGCGCAUGCACAAGCUCGGUGGAAUCGGCAUUUGAAGGAAUUUCUGGAGUAGGAAGCGUAUCGGUCAGCUUGGUCAUGGAGCGCGCGGUUGUUACCCACGAUGCGGAGACGAUCAAGGCAGAACAAAUCCGCGAGAUGAUCGACGAUCGUGGGUUUGACGCCCAAGUGAUCAGUUCGGAUCGACCUGAAAGUCCGUCCGAUGCUUCAGAAGAGGAUAUCCUGUUGGAGGAUACCGGCUCCAGCGUACUCGGCAGUGGUAUUUCUACAACCACUCUGCAUGUUGGUGGUAUGACCUGCGGCGCGUGCACAUCUGCAGUUGAGGGAGCUUUCAAAAACAUACCCGGUGUCAAGAGCUUCAGCAUAUCUUUACUAUCAGAACGAGCGGUGAUUGAGCAUGAUGCGAGCAUCAUCAACUCGGAGAAGCUGGCAGAGACGAUCGAGGACACAGGGUUUGAUGCCGAGAUCCUGGAGACGAAAAUCGCCGAACCCAUCGUUGCAAAAUCAAAGGAGAGGAGGAAGGAGACAAGCAAGCGACUAUUGACUACCACGGUUUCAAUAGAGGGCAUGACUUGCGGAGCCUGCACCUCUGCGGUCGAUAGUGGAUUCGUGGACACUCCUGGACUGGUACAAUUCAACAUCAGCCUCUUGGCCGAGCGUGCUGUCAUAUUGCAUGAUCCGGAAAUCUUGAGCGUUGCGAAGAUUGUUGAGACCAUCGAGGACAGAGGCUUCGACGCUACCGUCAUCACCAGUGUAGAGGAGGGUGUGCAGACUUCAGGUGCAAACUCUACGAUACAACUCAAGAUUUACGGUCUGCAGAGCCCCGAGUCCGCAGCCGAGCUUCAAGCUCUACUCAACGGGAUCCCGGGAAUCGCCUCUACUAGCGUCAGCUUUUCGACUGGCCGCGCAUCGCUAACACAUACACCCGCCAAGAUUGGACUACGAGCAAUUGUUGAAGCUGUUGAGAAUGCCGGAUACAACGCUCUUGUGGCCGAGUCGGACGACAACAAUGCUCAGCUGGAGUCACUAGCGAAGACCAAGGAGAUACAGGAGUGGAGACGAGCCUUUAGGGUUUCGCUCACUUUUGCCAUCCCAGUCUUCCUGCUCAGCAUGGUAUUUCCGAUGUUCAUACCGAUACUCGAUAUUGGCAGAAUCAAGCUGCCAAUAAUCCCAGGUCUAUGGCUGGGCGAUGUGCUAUGCCUAGUCUUGACGAUUCCAGUGCAAUUCGGCAUUGGCAGGAGGUUCUAUGUUUCCGCGUUUCGGUCGCUGAAGCACUGGUCGCCGACAAUGGAUGUUCUUGUAGUGUUGGGCACAUCGGCCGCAUUCUUCUUCAGCUGCGCAGCUAUGCUUGUUUCGAUAUUGACACCACCCCACUCUAAGCCUGCUACGACAUUCGACACGAGCACAAUGUUGAUCACAUUCAUCACACUGGGACGAUUCCUAGAGAACCGCGCCAAAGGGCAGACCUCCAAGGCUCUUUCCCGGCUCAUGAGUCUCGCUCCUCCGAUGGCCACGAUCUACUCCGAUCCAAUAGCAGCCGCAAAGGCAGCAGAGAAUUGGGACGCCAACGCUGAAUCGGAGAAGCCUUCGGCUGACGCCAUGGACAACAACGGAUCGGCAAUGGAAGAGCGAACAAUACCGACAGAACUCAUCGAGGUGGGCGAUAUCGUCGUGCUCAAACCAGGCGAUAAGAUCCCCGCGGACGGCAUCGUUACUCGCGGGGAAUCGUAUGUCAAUGAAAGUAUGGUCACUGGUGAGGCGAUGCCUCUCUACAAGAAGCCGGGCUCUACACUCAUGGCUGGUACUGUCAACAAUGCUGGUCGUCUUGACCUCAAGGUCACAAGAGCUGGCCGGGACACUCAACUCAGCCAGAUUGUUCGACUCGUCCAAGAAGCUCAGACCACUCGCGCGCCAAUUCAACGGACGGCCGAUAUGGUCGCCGGAUACUUCGUUCCCAUUAUCAUUACCCUUGGACUGACCACUUUCGUUGGCUGGAUGGUACUGAGUCAUAUUCUUCCGCAUCCUCCCAAGAUCUUCUUGAAGGACAACAGUGGUGGGAGGAUCAUGGUCUGCGUCAAGCUAUGCAUUGCCGUGAUCGUCUUUGCAUGCCCGUGUGCGCUUGGUCUAGCCACCCCGACCGCAGUCAUGGUGGGUACUGGAGUCGGCGCGGAGCAAGGAAUUCUCGUCAAGGGCGGUGCGGCCUUGGAGACUGCCACGAAGAUCACACAUGUUGUGCUGGACAAGACUGGCACACUGACCAUGGGUAAGAUGAGCGUUGCUGAGUCGGAGCAGAGUGGCAAGUGGAGUGCUACAGAGCAGAAUGUCAGACUCUGGUGGACUCUUCUCGGGCUCGCCGAGACUAGCAGCGAGCAUCCCAUCGCGAAGGCUAUCUUUCUGGGCGCGAAAGAGAAGCUCAAGCUGAGUGCUGAUGAGCAGAUCGAGGGCAAUAUGGGUGACUUCAAGGCGACUGUCGGGAAGGGCAUCUCCGCAACGAUUGAGCCGAGCGCGCCCUUCGAGCGGAAACGGUUCAACGUGCUCGUUGGAAAUGCUCUAUUCCUACGAAAGAGCGGAAUCAAAGUUCCGGCGACAGCGGAGGACGAGUACGAUGAGGACGCGACAAGAAGGCUCUCAAUGUCCGCCGCACCGUCCUCAUCAAAGGCGCAAUCUGCUGGAGUCACCACAAUCUACGUUGCGCUCGACGGCGAGUAUGCUGGCUCAGUCGGUCUUUCCGAUACUCUCAAAGCAUCCGCUAGAGCCGCCAUCUCCGCCUUACACCGCAUGAACAUCGGCACAUCACUAGUCACCGGUGACCAAGCCGCCGCAGCGCACCACGUCGCAGCUCUGGUUGGCAUCUCGCCCGAGAACGUCUUCUCCGGCGUCCUCCCUGAAGGCAAGAAGGCCAUCGUCACAGACUUUCAACGACAAGGACAGAUCGUCGCCAUGGUCGGAGACGGCAUCAAUGACUCUCCCGCGCUGGCCACUGCCAAUAUUGGCAUUUCCCUCGCCAGCGGUACCGACGUCGCCAUGGACGCCGCGGACGUUGUGCUCAUGAAGCCGAAUCAGCUGUUGGAUAUUCCCGCCUCGCUACAUUUGAGCAAGACCAUCUUCCGACGCAUCAAGCUCAAUCUCCUGCUUUCGUGCAUCUACAACGCUGUUGGCUUGCCGAUCGCGAUGGGCUUCUUGCUGCCGUGGGGCAUUACCCUGCCUCCCCUCGCAGCUGGUGCCGCGAUGGCUUGCUCGAGUGUUACAGUCGUCGUCAGCUCACUGCUGUUGAAGAUCUGGAAACGGCCAGACUGGAUGCGCGACUCCGAUCUUGAACCUGAAUUGUCGACCUUGAGGAAGAUGAGCUUUACGUCAAAAGUCCGGGACUUGCGCGAUGUGAUUCUGGGGAAGAAUCGAGGCGAAGAAGGGGAUCGCGGGGCGUAUGUGCCUUUGCAGGAUAUUGAAGCGGUUUGA
Zymoseptoria tritici IPO323 is the source of this 3872-nucleotide messenger RNA. RefSeq lists its product as uncharacterized. Gene Ontology annotation, molecular function: copper ion binding; ATP binding; ATP hydrolysis activity. The transcript has a single exon. The record is from RefSeq and is a predicted model, not a curated record. Lineage: Eukaryota; Fungi; Ascomycota; Dothideomycetes; Mycosphaerellales; Mycosphaerellaceae. Gene Ontology annotation, cellular component: membrane. Bases 348 to 3872 code for a protein of 1174 amino acids. Gene Ontology annotation, biological process: copper ion homeostasis; monoatomic cation transport.